CCGCCUCGGAUUCAUCAUCGUAGCUGUACUGAAUGCAGCCGACGCAAGGUGCGAUGCAACCACCACCAUCCGUGCUCCAACUGCGUCAAGGCUGGGAGCGAAUGCAUCUUUCCCACGUCCAGGCGCACCCCAGUGAGGCGUGAAAAAGCCACCAGACGACGAGAUGAGGAGCUGUUAAAAUCGCUGCGGAGACUCCAGCGCCGACUGCAAUCCACCGAGGUUACACAGCUGGUGGCUCGGGGCGAAGCUGACGACCAUUGCAACGAGGGUAACAGCCCUGAGGAAAGAAUACGUCAAGAUGAAGGGACGAGAAGCAAGCAAAUCAGCCCUUUCGGCCCUUCUCCCCCGACAACCCGUGUUGACAAUGUGCCGGGCAAUACUGAGGAGCCCGCUCGGUUAAUGCUUGAUCACGAUCGUAGCCGGUACAUCAGCAAUCAUUUCUGGGCAAGCAUGUCCAGAGAGAUUGACGAAAUGCGAGACAUCUUGGACGGCUCCUCGUCAGAGCAAGAAGACGACGGCCAAGACCAUCAGGACCAAGGCAGUGCGGCUACGCCAAGCUCUCGUCUCUCACAUAAUAGCCGUGACUUUCCCAUCUUCAGCCCGUCUGCCACUUCGCAGUCACUACAGUCUCUCUACCCGAGCUCUUUAGAUUUCUUGACCAUUUUUGACGUGUUUCAAGAGAAUGUCGACCCCGUUGUUCACAUCUUCCACCGCCCGACGAUGCGGAAAACUGUCACCGAGGUACUGCCUCUCCUAGACGGAUCGUCGCUGGACCGCGUGGCGGGGGUGGUCGUGUUUUCCGUCUGUUGUGCCGCGUUGACUAGUCUGAGCGAUGCGGGCUGCCGUGGGCUCUUGCGGGGAGAGCGGCGCGUGUUGCUCUCGCGAUAUCGGUAUGCGACGGAGCAGUCGCUGUCCAGAGCCCGCUUCUUGGAGUCGCAAAACCUAGGGGUCCUCGCAGCCUUGAUAUUGUUCUUGCUCUGCCUUCGUCGACACGACGACUCCCGCCUCGUCUCCAGCCUGCUCGGCGUGGUAAUUCGCAACGCGCAAGCUGUGGGAUUACAUCGGGACGGCACAAAGUUUCAGCUCUCGCCGUACGAGACAGAGUGGAGGCGUCGUCUGUGGUGGCACAUUUGCGUGCUCGAUAUCCGUGCUGCAGAAGAUCACGGGUGCGACCCGUCAAUUUACGACCAAAAUUACGACACCAGAUUCCCGCUUAACAUCAACGACGACGACCUUUCUCCUGAAGCCACCGUUGCGCCACCAGAACGUCAGGGAAUCACCGAUAUUACCUUCUGCCUCCUGCGCUUCGAGGUUGCGGUCGCCAUCCGCAAGCUCAACUACCAUGGCCCUGUCGGGAGCCCGGAGCCGGUGCUGUCCACGGCUGAGAAACGUGGCUUGGUCGAGACGAUAGAGAAACGCUUUUACGAACGCUACAUUAACCGCUGCGACAUUACCAAACCCUUUGACUGGGUCUCAGCUGCGUGGGCACGGCUGAUGCUGUCCAAAAUGUGGCUUGCUGUGAGCAAUCCGCUACAUCCUCAAGACGCUAUCGACAGUGCUGCUGCUCUCAAUAUCCGACACGUUGCCUUUAAAAGGUCUGUCGAAAUGCUGGAGCUAGCAGACUCGUUAGAAACAGGGCAUAGGGCCGCACGGUGGCGGUGGUUGUUCAUGACGCAUGUCCAGUGGCACGCCGUUGUCUUUGUGCUGGCCUAUCUCUGCGUCCAUCCCACCGACGAGCUGUCCCAUCGUGCGUGGCUGGUGAUGGAUAGAGUCCGUGAGCGGUGGCCCCAAGGUAGUCGCUCUAGGAAAGGGAUGCUCUGGAAGCCCGUUCAUCGACUCAUGGACCGCGCACAACAAAUUCGGGCUCGUCAAGGACAUAAUCCCCCAAACGAGCCUGGUAUCUCUGAAGCGAGUCAUCAUCGGCCUUACCAUAACCCUCUACCAGGCGUCGCUUCGCAAAUUGGAGUCCCG
This is a messenger RNA of Trichoderma virens Gv29-8, 1971 nucleotides long. RefSeq lists its product as uncharacterized. The annotation marks the transcript as partial. Gene Ontology annotation, biological process: regulation of DNA-templated transcription; DNA-templated transcription. NCBI's taxonomy places the organism in Eukaryota, Fungi, Ascomycota, Sordariomycetes, Hypocreales, Hypocreaceae. The transcript is spliced from 2 exons. The record is from RefSeq and is a predicted model, not a curated record. Gene Ontology annotation, molecular function: DNA binding; zinc ion binding; DNA-binding transcription factor activity, RNA polymerase II-specific.